AUGUUAGCCACUCCACAAAAAGUGAAAUCCAUAGCUCUCCUUACCCCGACGGCCGGCCGGCACUCCAAUCCCAAGCCCUCUCCAGGAGAUUUCUCAACAGAUAUUGACGAAUGUUCCCGAGACCCAUCUCCCUGCGGCCCCGACGCCAUCUGCACCAACACCCCAGGCAGUUACACCUGCAGGUGCCGGGCAGGCUACCUCCCGCCCAGCCAGCCUGGCGCCCCCUUCAGCUGCACAGAUAUUGACGAAUGUUCCCGAAACCCAUCGCCCUGCGGCUCCAACUCCAUCUGCAGCAACACACCGGGCAGUUACACCUGCACGUGCCAGGCAGGCUACGUCCCUCCCAGCAAGUCCAGCUCCCGCUUCAGCUGCACAGAUAUUGAUGAAUGUGCCCGAGACCCAUCGCCCUGCGGCCCUGACUCCAUCUGCAGCAACACACUGGGCAGUUACACCUGCAUGUGCCAGGCAGGCUACCUCCCGCCCAGCCAGCCUGGCGCCCCCUUCAGCUGCACAGAUAUUGAUGAAUGUGCCCGAGACCCAUCGCCCUGCGGCCCCGACUCCAUCUGCAGCAACACACUGGGCAGUUACACCUGCAUGUGCCAGGCAGGCUACCUCCCGCCCAGCCAGCCUGGCGCCCCCUUCAGCUGCACAGAUAUUGACGAAUGUGCCCGAGACCCAUCGCCCUGCGGCCCCGACUCCAUCUGCACCAACACCCCAGGCAGUUACACCUGCAGGUGCCGGUCAGGCUACCUCCCGCCCAGCCAGCCUGGCGCCCCCUUCAGCUGCACAGAUAUUGACGAAUGUUCCCAAGACCCAUCGCCCUGCGGCCCCGACUCCAUCUGCACCAACAUGCCGAGCAGUUACACCUGCAGGUGCCGGGCAGGCUACCUCCCACUCAUCCAGUCUGAUGUCCAUUUCAGCUGCACAGAGGUCACUUCAAAGUGCCGGGCCCAUUUCUUGGAAGAGAACGAUCUGGUGAGGAACUCCCAGAACCAGAGUCUGGACACAGCUCACGGCUCAUCCCCAGAGGAUGCCGCCUACUGCACUUUACUGAAAUCCACCUUCUGGACCUUGGGAGAGCCCUGCAAAGAGAAGAACUCAACCGUCUGUCUGGAGAAAGCUGCUGGGGGAUUUGCCUCCGUCCUGGAGCAGACGUCCUCCUGGUCGAACCUGAGCACAGAGCAGCUCUCCGUCUUCGCCACCAUCGUCCUGCACAACGUGGAGAGGAUUGUGAUGGACAUUCUCACCAACCCCACCGAGAACGGGAACUUGACCUUCCACGCAGAGCAGCUGGAUGUCCGGACCACAUUAAUCGGGGACGGCUGCAGCAGGGAGGACUCAGUCAUCAGCCUGAGAGCCAAAGGAGACACCAUGGAGAUUAGCUGCAGAAUGGUUCAGGGAUCAACAGCACAAGGUACCUCAUCACUGCCAGCAGGCAUGGACUGGUGUGGGACCACAUUAAUCGGGGACGGCUGCAGCAGGGAGGACUCAGUCAUCAGCCUGAGAGCCAAAGGAGACACCAUGGAGAUUAGCUGCAGAAUGGUUCAGGGAUCAACAGCACAAGGUGCAGUUGGAGUGGCAUUUGCCUCCUAUGAAGGCAUGGAAACCAUCAUGAACGGCAGCUUCUUCCAAGACCAGAAGGCUGCCUCUGGCCGCACCGUCCGGAUGAUUUCCAGGGUGGUGAGUGCCUGGCUGACCAGCCAGACCAAGAUCAAAGUCACAGAUCCAGUGAACUACACCUUCCAGCACAUCAUGCCAAGCAACUGCUCCGAGAAGCCCGUCUGCGUCUCAUGGGAAACCACAGCUCAGAGUGGCAGCUGGUCUCCGGCAGGGUGCAGGGUCCUGAGCUCCAACACCACUCACAUCACAUGCAGCUGCAACCACAUCUCCAGCCUGGCCGUCCUCAUGGCAUGGGGAGAGAUAACGGCAGAUUUCCCGCUAUUCCUCAUCUCCCACGUUGGGCUGGCCCUCUCCCUGCUGUGCCUCCUCCUCGCCAUCCUCACCUUCCUCCUGUGCCGCUCCAUCCGCAACGUCAACACCUCCAUCCACCUGCAGCUCUGCCUCUGCCUCUUUGUGGCCGAUCUUCUCUUCCUCACAGCGGUGGACCGUACCAGGCAUCAGGUAAAGUGCUCCCUACCCCAACAUAGCGCCUCAGAUGGCAGGCAGUGUGGCCUGGUGGAUAGAGCACU
Molecule: messenger RNA, 2189 nt
Organism: Pelodiscus sinensis (Chinese soft-shelled turtle)
Lineage: Eukaryota; Metazoa; Chordata; Testudines; Trionychidae
Source: RefSeq, a predicted model, not a curated record